Candoia aspera is the source of this 2613-nucleotide messenger RNA. RefSeq names its product plakophilin 1 (gene PKP1). The coding region runs from base 173 to 2395 and encodes 740 amino acids. Gene Ontology annotation, biological process: intermediate filament bundle assembly; cell-cell adhesion; cell-cell junction assembly. Gene Ontology annotation, molecular function: cadherin binding. NCBI's taxonomy places the organism in Eukaryota, Metazoa, Chordata, Lepidosauria, Squamata, Candoiidae. Gene Ontology annotation, cellular component: cytoplasm; nucleus; plasma membrane. The record is from RefSeq and is a predicted model, not a curated record. The transcript is spliced from 14 exons.
UGUGGAGAAAGAGCAGCUGUCAGCAGAGGACCGUAUGGCAAGGAGGGCUUUCUGAGAUUCUAUAAUCAACCAAGAUUGUUUUGCUGCUGUUUGCUGUUUUCGCCCUGCUUUGUUUUUAAAGUUUCAAAGGAUAGGCAGGUGACAAUUCAUCUUGGCACCACCAUCUGCAACCAUGCUUCACUCUCCCUCUCCACUGAAAACUGCACUGGCAUAUGAGUGCUUCCAAGAUCAGGCCAAUUCAACUUUAGCUUUGCCUUCGGAUCACAAGUUGAAAACUAGAGGGACAGGAAAACAAAGGGUCCAGGAACAGGUGAUGAUGACCGUGAAACGGCAGAAGCAAAAGUCCUCCCUUUCAUCAGCAUCAAAUGUGGCAGGUCACUCCAACCGAGGUUCCAUAUAUGAUGGUCUGUCUGAUGGUUACAACUAUGGAACAGCCCGUGGUAGCUACUAUGCCAAAGCCCACACAGGAACCAACAACUGGGGCCAUGCGAUGUACAAUGGAACUCUCAAAAGAAACGCAGCUGAGAACAAACGCUACAGCUCCUACAGCCAAAUGGACAGUUGGGGUAGCAGGCAUUAUAACAAGGCCUGCAGCCCUACAAUUCCUGGCAGUGACUACUGCUUUGUGCAGAACAUGAAGAGUAGCCGGAGUGAGCCAGACCUCUACUAUGACCCUCCACGAAGCACACUGAGGAGGAAUCAGAGUGGAAGUCGGGUGAGUCACAAGGCCAGUCUGCAUCGUCACAGCCUCCACAGCACAUGCAACAACCAGGAAGGAAUUACAACCAUCACAAGGCCAAGCAAGAGAGUUCCAGUCCGCAGCCCCUCUUGUACUUCUGCUAACAAGCAAGAUGCAGUCUAUGCCCAGCCUGUAGCCAGCAAGCCUGAUGCAGUCUAUGGACAAGCUCGCUCCAGCUCCAAAAUAUGCCAUGAUGAAGUGGAUUAUGGAACAAUGACCAUCCAGAAAGCCAUUCAACUUCUGUGUUCCUCAGAUGAGAAGAACCACGCCAUGGGUGCUUUCUACCUCCAGCACACCUGUUUUCAAGAUGAAUCUGCCAAGCAAGAGGUUUACCGACUUGGUGGCAUUGCCAAGCUGGUUGAACUUCUCCGCAGCUCAGAUGAGAAUGUGCAGCAGGCUUCAGCUGGAGCCCUUCGAAACUUAGUUUUCAGAAACCCAACUAACAAAUUAGAAACCCGCCGGCAGAAUGGAAUUCGAGAGUGUGUGAGUCUCCUGAGGAGGACUGGGAACACCGAAAUACAGAAGCAGCUGACAGGAUUGCUCUGGAACCUGUCCUCCACUGAUGAAUUGAAAGAAGAUUUGAUACAUGAUGCUCUUCCAGUUCUGACUGAUCGUGUUAUUAUACCUUUUUCUGGGUGGUCCGAUGGUAUUAGCAAUAGAUCAAGAGAAAUUAUUGACCCAGAAGUUUUCUUCAAUGCCACUGGCUGUUUAAGGAACCUGAGUUCUGCAGAUGCUGGACGUCAAACCAUGAGAAACUACCCAGGAUUGAUCGACUCUGUGAUGGCUUAUUCCCAGAAUUGUGUGGCAGCUAAUCGGCCGGAUGAUAAGUCCGUGGAGAACUGUAUCUGUAUCCUACACAAUUUGUCCUACCGUCUGGAUGCUGAAGUGCCGAAUAAAUACACCAAUCUUAACCACUUGGCCAGAAGUACUUACACAGACAAAAGCUUGACAGGCUGCUUCAACAACAGAGGAAAGCUGGAGUAUGAUGAAUACAAUCUCCCUCUUCCUGAAGAGGACUAUAAACCCAAAGGUUCCAGCUGGCUAUAUCAUUCAGAUGCCAUCCGCACCUACCUGUCUUUAAUGGAACAGAGCAAAAAAGAUGCUACCCUGGAGGCAUGUGCUGGAGCUCUGCAAAAUCUGACUGCAAGCAGAGGAAUGAUGUCAAACGCAAUGAGCCAACUAAUUGCCUUAAAGGAGAAAGGACUGCCCCGCAUAGCACGGCUCCUGCAGUCUAAUAAUCCUGAAGUAGUCCGAUCUGGAACAUCUCUACUGAGCAACAUGUCUCGACAUCCUAUUCUCCACAAAACCAUGGCUCAUCAGGUGCUUCCAGAUGUGACUCGCCUUCUCGCCCUCCAGGCUCCAGGUUCUAGCAACUAUGGAGACAUUAUGACAUCAGCUUGCUAUGCCCUGAGGAACCUAAUCAUGUCCAACCCACAGAUGGCCAAGCCCUAUUUGACUGGCAGCUUGAUAAAUAAUGUAGUAGGCCUGUGCCGAAAUGGAUCUUAUCCAAAAGCAGCUGAAGCAGCCCGACUGCUGCUAUCUGACCUCUGGUCAAACAGGGAACUCCAAUCUAUACUAAAGCAGCAAGGAUAUGAUAAGAAUAUGAUGGGAUCUUUAACAGGAAGCACUUUCAGGACUCUGUCUUCCAGAUUCUAAGAAGAGACUUUGUAUGUUUGGAAUGCAGAGCAUGUAACUGGUUCCUGUCUGGAGUCUUCAAUCCUCAAGGAAUUAGUUAGGAUUUUAAAUGUCGUACAGUAUUUUGAAAGUUCAACUAAGUUGUAAAAUUAGGGAUGGAAAUUGUAUUGCCUGACUAUUAAGUAUCUUAAAAUGUUUUAAUGGAUAUUUUAAAUAUAUUUUUCUCUUUUGUCAAAUUG